UUAAAAAGAAAAAAGAGUGAUAAAAGAUUUGCCAUAUAUACGAAUAAAUAACAUUGUGCUGUGUUUACUGCAUAUCAAAGAUAAAAUUUGUCAAGGCACGCAGAAAAGGCGGCCUUGAAUUUAUAUGCAUGUACGAAACUACUGAAAACAUGGAUUUAACAUCUCAAAUGCAAGAUUUGUCUAAAGAGAUAAAGGAGAUGCGUGCCGACAUACAACAAAUAAAAGGUUUUAUGGACCACCAAAAUGAAGUAAUAGAUGAGUUAAUGAAAGGACAUCAGGAAAUGAUGAAACGUUUGGUAAAGCAAGAAGAAGAGGCGGAAGAAGAAAAGAAUAUCCAAAGACCUGUUUUUCCAUUAAUGACGCAAGAAGAUUUAGAUAAUGCUGAAGCUUUUAUUGGAAUGGACGAACGAAAGAAAGAAGAAAUGACCCGAUUUCUUAAACCACUUUUAAUGCCAAUUGGCCUCAAGCAAAAACUGGUGUACGUGCUAUCUGAAGAGAUUAUUUUGAGUUAUAACCUCGAGGGUACACACGGCAAAAAACGCAUGUUGCUAUAUCCAAAACUUUUAAGUGUGUUAUAUAGUGCCACAGACCGACCCGGCUGGUCGUAUAAAUUAUUUUUAGAUGAUUUACGUAGAGGUUUUCAAUUUGGCAAGAAGAAACACUUUCGAAAAAAGUGUGCUUCGAACAAAUUGAAUAAAACAACAAGAAAUCCACUGUCAAGCGGCCCAGAGGAUGACAAUAUGGAUUCAGACUACUAAAAUCCACUGGCUCAAAUAAAUAUGCAUGUAUUUUUAGGUUAUGUCUAAGCUUAGUUUAAGUUUGUACUUAAGUAAAAAAAAGAUAUGAUGAAUGUUUUAAUUAUUAUUAAAACGUAGGAAUUUUAAAUAAAUGUGUAUAUAUAAUUAAAAUAAUGUGAAAAAUUUUACUAUGACAUUAAAUAAAUUCCC
Zeugodacus cucurbitae (melon fly) is the source of this 947-nucleotide messenger RNA. RefSeq lists its product as uncharacterized. Lineage: Eukaryota; Metazoa; Arthropoda; Insecta; Diptera; Tephritidae. The transcript has 5 exons. The record is from RefSeq and is a predicted model, not a curated record. The coding region runs from base 129 to 758 and encodes 209 amino acids.